CGUCGGUUUCGUCGGUGAAUGCGCCAUUGGAGAGCCAACUUCACUUCAUUGACUCCCAAAGAGUCGUGACUUGUUCCUUGUUCCUCUCGUGUCCCGCAGAAGCAGAGAAGCGCAAGAUCAACCAACCAACAAGUCAACCACGGAGAAGACGAUCUCCUUUAUUGCUUGUCGUUGUCCGGUGCCAUCACAUUGCUUUCUGCUCCACCACCAAUUUAUCGCUAAUUGACCGAAACCUCAAUACCAAUUACUCCCUCGUACUCACUCCAAUCGUGCAAGUCGGAGACUCGGUGAAAGUUUGGCAGCCAGUCAGUUGCAAUUCAUAUGCAAAUAUGCGUGGUGAAAGUUAAAAGUCUCAUCUUCCCCAACGCUGGACGCAUUCUGUUGAUCGGGUUGUGUUGCCUUGUCUCAAUUUCAUGCCACGGUCGUUAAAAGUGUCAAAAUACUUUUGGACAGAGUGCUCUCUUAUAAUUGGUGAAAGUUUUUAGAAUUUUAAUUACAUUUUACAAGUAAACCUAUGUUUUUGAACUUGUCAGCUGAAAGUGAGUAAUAGUAUGACGUUCCUAGCUCGAAUUUCACCCGGACAUGAUCAAAGUGGUCAAGUAUCCUGCUUUUUAGGACGGAUUCAUUAUUAGUUUGAGCAAUUUGAAAGUGAAAAGUGGAGUGAAAGUGUUCGAAAAGUAAACUGGCCCUCAUGGGUAUGGACCCUCAAAUCAACCAGUACGGCGAGGUGAAUCAGUUGGGAGGCGUAUUCGUCAAUGGCCGCCCCCUCCCAAACCCGGUCAGACUUCGGAUCAUCGAGCUGGCCCAACUGGGCAUCAGACCAUGUGACAUCUCCCGACAACUCCGAGUUUCUCACGGAUGCGUCUCCAAAAUCCUGGCCCGUUACCACGAAACAGGGUCCAUAUUACCGGGAGCCAUUGGCGGAUCCAAGCCACGGGUCACAACUCCCAAGGUUGUUGGCUACAUCAAAGAGCUGAAGCAAAAGGACCCCGGAAUCUUCGCGUGGGAAAUACGCGACCGACUUUUGUCUGAUGGCGUUUGCGACAAGUACAACGUUCCCUCCGUGUCCUCGAUUUCACGGAUUCUCCGCAACAAGAUCGGCGGUCUGCUGCCCUUGCACCACCAUCACCACCACCACCAACACCCCAACAACAGCCUGUCCCCCUCCUCCACUCAACACUCACCCCAAAAUCCAUACGAUGCUCACAAGGCCCAUCAAAACAAUGUCCACGCCGCGGCCGUGGCUGCAGCGGCUGUGGCAGCCGUAGCGGCGAAUUCGGCGAUGAACCACCCCCUUUACAAUUCAAUCUACCCGCCGUACUCUUCCUACGCCCCGCAUCACCACACCCACAAUUCGGCUGCGACGCAGUCUGGAGGUGGGAUGAUGUCCGUCCCCAAUGGAACUACGUCAUCCCCGAUGGCAUCCAUGGUCUCGAUGGCGUCCAAGAUUGGUUGUUCCGGUUCAUUGCCACCACUUCCGUCCAGCCCCACGUCUUGUUUGCACGUGAUGCGGCAAAAUGGAUGGGGUCCUCCUCCUGGGGCUGCGGAAAUGGGAUUUCGUCACGUCAACGGAUCCACUGCGCCACAUCAUCAUCCCCAUCACCAGAUGACGAUUGGUGGGGCGGAGGCAGCAGCAGCAGCGCAGCAGAACUACAACUACUACAUGUACCUCCAGAGCUGCAACGCGGCCGCAGCUCAGCAGCAAACGUCCCCCUCCAUCGCCCCCUGCCUCUCACCCCCACUUUUGGGGUCCGGCCACCACGCCCAUCUCCACACCCAACACGGCAACCCCACCGCCGCCGUUUCCUCUUCCUAAAAUCCAUCCUCAACCUGUCUCAAGUUCCCUCCUCGUCUGGACACCCACAAUUUCCCAAGGAUGCCAUCAAUCUCUUCUUCUCUAAAUUCUUACGAUAUCGUGUAUCAUGUAUCUUAUCGUCAGUGCAACAUGCAACGGCAAGGAAGAUGGCGAUAUACACGAAAAGAGGUGCCGUCGUGCAGUACGACACUAGGCAUCCGUACGGAGAGGAGAAGGCUGUGAUACAGGAAUAUAAAUGGGAACAUGAUCCCACAUUUUCUAUUAUCGCGAAAAACAACUCCUCCUCCCCCCAAAGAAAACUAACCAACCCGGUUCAUACACUUGUAUUUCUUACUUAGGCACAUACAUUUGAAUAUAUUGGGCGAGCUUAUCAUAUUAUUAUUUUUACUUUAUACAUAUUUGCCAAUGUGAGGUUGCCAAAUAGUUGGAACUUGCAAAACUAAUGUAUUUAAUGCCAAAUGUGCGCAUCCAAACGGAACCAAUGUUUGUUGUAAAGUCGUGUGUGAAAUCAUGGAUGAGAGAGGAAAAGGAUAAUCUCAUCAUCAUCUCAACUCCUGCCUGCCCGACUAGUAAAUACUUGUAUAUGUAGAACUAUAGCGCAGCUAAUUAAGGCCUGUAAAAUUAAAACAAGUCGUCGUUCACUACUUUUCUCACGGGACAGACUGCAAUAAUCAAUCCGAAGAAAUCUCGACCUCCCAGCAAAUGUAAAUGGAAGGGUUGCAUGAAUGUCUGGCUCGAAGCAGACUUUCCUAGACUGAUUUUCUCCAAGUAUUUUGGGUUGUGUCAAACCAUGAAAUGCCAACUAUCUAUAUGAUAAUAAAGAAUAUGUACAUGUGCCUUUAUUGUUAACACCACGAUACCAGUUUAAGAAGAAUUGUGUCCCUGUGGACAGGAAGACCUUAAAUAAUUGCAAGGGCAACCAUAUUUCGAGUGCGGUGAAAAGUGACGGGAGCGAUGCAUGUACAUAAAGAAAGGACAAAGGAAAGUGCUUCUGCACGUGUUGGCAGUACUUUUGCUCUUACUUUUACCGAUAGUGCAUGACCAAAACCUACUGCAUUUCUCGGUCUCUUGACCUCCCUCCUCAUAGUUUUGGCAUGGAAAAUGUCAGCUUUUUCGUCAAUUUGAAAACCACACCCAUCUGCCUGUUACCACGAUUGCUCGACUUUUAGUAUGAUUAGUGGAAGGUACUCGACACAAAGGGAGAUGAGUUACCUGGAUACUUAAAGUCAGGCAAUCGUGAUUUUUUGCAUUUUACGGACAUGGUCAAAAACUAAAGAAAGAUUACAUAAAAAUACAUCUUACGACACAGAUAAGUAUGCAUUUGUACACUAAAUAAUUCUCACAUCACGGAAAACUUUCCUCUUGCGAUGCCUUUACAACAGGUGAGACGCUUAGAAUAUGCCGGACCUUAUGUUCCAAAGUACAAGCCCCUCCCAUCCACCGUCAAACUUUUAUAUGGCACGGCCCCCGUCGUGGGAAAACUCUCAGACGACGCUGAGGAAGCCGUGGUCAACUAUGGGCGACUCCUCGAGGCCAAAAACAAGCACAUCCGGAAGAGGACUUUCAAUCAAAAUUUUUUCAACGACUUUCGGGCCCUACUCACACCACGUCAACGGGACCAAAUCCGUGAAUUUCGAAAGCUAAAUUUCGGCCAGAUCACCGUUCACCUCCGGCGCCUGAAGGAGGCGAGUUCCACGCCGGCCGAGAAGAAGAAGAGGAAAGAGACCAAUGACCAGCUAAAACAGCGACACGGCGUUUGCAAGAAGAACGGGAAGGUGGUGGAGGAACUUGGCGUGUGGAUGGUGGAACCCUCCGGAAUUUUCAUUGGUCGUCCCGAUAACCCAAGACAUGGGCGAAUCAAGCUUCGCAUCCGUCCUAGCGACGUGGUCGUGAACUGCAGUGGAGCCUGUCCACCUCCUCCUUGGGGAAAUUGGAAGGCACAGAUAUUCGACCCGUCUCAAGCCUGGGUGGCAAAGUACACUAACAACUUAAAAGCCAUUAAAUACAUUUUCCCAGGAAUCGACUCCAGUGUUAGGAAACACAGCGACGUGGCCAAGUUUGAGGUGGCACAAUCGCUGGGUCGUAGGAUUGCAGGGGUUCGUAAAACCUAUGAAAAAUUGAUCGCCAUGAGACUGAUCGACAACUUGGGCUCGCCAUCUACUUCAUUGACAGAGUUUGUAGUGAUACUAUUUUGCAUACACUUUCUCUAGUCUUUGUAAAUAUGUGUGCGGAUUAGUUUUCACUCAGAAUUGGGAACGAGAAAGGGCCCGACGCCGCAGACACGGUUGGGUGCACGACUCUCCGAAAAGAGCACAUUUCCCUGAAAUCAAGGCACAAGGUCUGUCUUGAUUUCAAAGGGAAGGACUCGAUCAGGCUGAAAAAAGAGUUUGAAAUCUCUCUCCCUGUAUUCAACGCCAUUUCCAGAAAUAUUAGACGCAAACGGGAACGAGAUCAAGUUUUCGAUUUAAUUCAGGCACAAACCGUGAACAAAUACCUGAAAGAUCUUGGGGACAAUUACUCUGCAAAAGUUUUUCGAACUUUCAAUGCAUCCAAAACUUUUGACGACAAACUCCACAUGCAAAAAAUGAGAACACCUAAAAAGAAACUCACAAUAGCGGACAAGUUAUUUAUUUACAAAAAGGCAAAUCUUGCCAUUGCAAAAUUGUGUAAUCAUCAGAAAACGGUCAAUACGAAGCUAGCAAUGCGUGCUUUGGGUGGACAAAAGUUGAACCGACAGAAGAAGCAGGACAAGCUGAGGAUCUUGAAGGAAAAGCUGAAAGGGAAAGUGGGCAUCCAGAAAUUGCUUUGUCAACGGCAAAUCAGCAAGCUCGAGGAGAACAUUAAAGAGUUAGAGACCCGAAUUUACCUGAAGGACGAGGGGAUGGAGUAUGCUCUUGGAACUUCGCAAGCCAACUAUUUGGACCCUCGAAUCACUGUGGCUUGGUGCAAGAGAAACAAAGUUCCUCUGGAGAAAGUUUGGUCGGCAAAUCAGAGGAAAAAGUACGUCUGGGCAAAUAAGGCAACCUCACAGUUUAGGUUUUAAAACUCAAUUGGUCUACAGUAAAAUGACUGCAAAUUCUUGUACAUAUAUGUAAAUCAGAUAUCUAAUAAAAUGAUAUAGGACUAAAUAAAAAUUAA
This is a messenger RNA of Folsomia candida, 4954 nucleotides long. Its product is annotated as paired box pox-meso protein. Gene Ontology annotation, molecular function: DNA-binding transcription factor activity, RNA polymerase II-specific; RNA polymerase II cis-regulatory region sequence-specific DNA binding. The record is from RefSeq and is a predicted model, not a curated record. The transcript has 12 exons. Gene Ontology annotation, biological process: regulation of transcription by RNA polymerase II; anatomical structure development. Lineage: Eukaryota; Metazoa; Arthropoda; Collembola; Entomobryomorpha; Isotomidae. Bases 692 to 1816 code for a protein of 374 amino acids.